GUGCGUGCUUUGUCAAUGUUAUGGUUCAUCAAUUGAACGGUUGAUCAAUCGAAUGAGUACAACGACUUGGUUAAGUUAACUGUUAUAAUUGAUGGAUACGGCGACAAUUGAUUUAAGUCUUAGGUUGGCAGAUCAAAUCAGCGAAGUUACUGAAGGCAAUAAUUUGAAUGCGCAAGUAUUCGAUGUCGUAUGCAAUAUUUUUAUUGCUGUUAGAGAAUGAUUGAUCACUUUUCUCAUUGGUUGAUGAUUGAAUGAUGGAUCGGUCGGAUGAUUGGAUUGACGAGGGUGGCGAGUGGGAUAUGAACAUAGCACGAGAAUAAUGAAAGUAAGUGGAAGAGGAGGUGGAAGACGAUCAGGAGGUGGAAGACGAUCAGGAAGAAGAGCGUCGACGACCAAAGAUGGCAGUCAGGAGGAGGAGGAGGAGGAGGAGGAGGAGGAGGAGGAGGAGGAUGGAGGGUCGCGUGGAGGGCAGAUUCCGUCGAAGGAGUUCUUCUCGGGAGGUUGGUGGGACGAACUCACUUGUAAGUAUGAAUGGCCCAGCAAACCAGCGCAAGCGCUCAUUGCCAGACUGAAACUCGAGAUCCUGGAUGCGAUGAAGAGAAUGGUAAUGGGGGAGAGGUCGGCAACUUGGCUAGAGGAUGUAAUCAUCGGGUGGCGGUAUGACGAAGCUUUAGGAGCCAAGGUUUGCAAACCGGCGAGGGUAUUCAGGAAGUUCAUGAUGAACGAAUGGGAGGCAAGGUAUGUACCAGAGUUCUGCCAGUGCGGCUCAGGGAGGCAUGCCGAGUUCCUCAACACUUCCAUCAUCAAGAUGCUCCCGGAAGAAGGUACCUUGCACGUCAUCACGAAUGAUACCGGCAUAACGAACAACGGCCAGCUACAGCUCAUGCUUAAUGCGGGCCUAAAUCAUAUCCCGCUCAGGUCGCUCGAUGAGGAGUUUACGAUGGACGAGGUCGAGGUGGCGCUGGAUAAGAUACUCACCACACGGAGAUGCGAUGAAAAGCUAUCCUUGGGGGAGGAGAGGCAAGUGAAGGCGAUCGUGCGAGAGAAAGCGAGGAAGUCCAUUAGGAGCUUUCGUACGAAGCAUAUGCAUAUCUCGGGCGAACCCAUCAAUAGCGUGGCCGUAAGGGGCGAGAUCGAGUGGCUAACGAGCAGGUAUCUAGUUUGUCCGACGGACAAGGCGCCACACACCCCCACGUUCGUCUACAUCAACUUCAUCAGGCGGCUGGCGUUGCAGAGACUCUCGGGGCCGGACUUCACACCGCUCCCGGAUACGCCGGAGCAGGUUGCGACAAGGUUAAUGCAGGAGGCGGCUGCCUUCACUCAUGCUGGGCACGAGGCGCUGCCACUCCCGCACCUCAUGACGGUGUACAAGGCGCACAAGCAAUCCUUCAGAUAAAUUACGAACACGGCGGGCUCGGUGCUCUCCCCGGUAGCAGACGUUUGCAAGUGUCUGCUGAAGCUCCUGGCAGGGGAUGUUCAAGCCCUCUGCACAAGUAAGAGCGAAGAGGGAUAAAUGCGAGAAGUAAUAAGUAUGGGGCAUGGCCUAUAAAUAUAUAAAGUAAAGCUUUUAACGAAGC
Chara braunii is the source of this 1577-nucleotide messenger RNA. The record is from the annotation of a GenBank genome assembly. Lineage: Eukaryota; Viridiplantae; Streptophyta; Charophyceae; Charales; Characeae.